UAAAAUAUAAAAAUACAAAGUACACGAACAUGCAAUGGUUUUCGAAGGAUUUUAAUUAAAACUGGAUACAGGGAAUGAGACAAAUGAGUUUAAGAACGAUAAUUCUACCUUACUUACUUCAUAUGUUUAACCUCCGUUAGUUUAUUUGUUUUCCGAAGAGUAACUUCUAAGCUAUUAAUAUGGACACUUCAAAUAGUCUUGAGACAAGUGAGAAAACGUACAGUGUCAAGGAGCCAUACCUGUCAAUUGCUUAAUUUUGAUUGAGCUCAUUUUCAAAUACUUAAUCCACUUAACACAGUGAUGAAGGACAGCGGGAGAAAAGGAUGAAGAAGAAGAUAUUUAAUGAAGUAUACCUACUGAGAGGAAAUAAUGACGGAAUAUAAACAAGAGGAUGGCGAUGGUCACAGCAUAACAUACCUCAAUACUGACGGCUAUAGGACAUGUACAUUUAAUGCACCACAAGAAACUGCAAAGAAAAUUAGAGAAAUGGCAAACUUCAAAUGUAGACCAGACGACGUAUUUAUAUGUGCACCUGUAAAGUCAGGUACACACUGGACAUGGGAAAUUAUUUCCAUGAUGUUUGAAGGGAAAGCUGAGACAAUAAAAAGAAGCAAAAUCGAGAAUAUGAUUGAGGCCUUUUCCUGGGAGGCUUUAGAAAAUUUGCCAUCACCUCGGGUGUUGAACACUCAUGUUCAUUACAGUCGCCUACCAAAAGAAGCAACGGUACUCCGUUGCAAAUUUGUUUAUGUGCUUCGUAAUCCAAAAGAUUUGGCUGUAUCAUUAUACAACCACACUAAGGGUAUAACGGCAUUGAAUACGACGGCAAAUGGGAAAAUUUUCUACCAUUAUUCUUACAAGGAAAAACGGAAUACAAUAGUUGGUUUGAGUAUGUCUUAGAGUGGGAGAAAGAAAUGUCGACCUCACUCAACCUUCCAGUACAUCUUGUAUAUUAUGAGGAUCUGA
Messenger RNA from Ruditapes philippinarum (Manila clam), 963 nucleotides. RefSeq names its product sulfotransferase 1B1-like. Gene Ontology annotation, biological process: sulfation. The record is from RefSeq and is a predicted model, not a curated record. Lineage: Eukaryota; Metazoa; Mollusca; Bivalvia; Venerida; Veneridae. The transcript is spliced from 5 exons. Gene Ontology annotation, cellular component: cytoplasm. Gene Ontology annotation, molecular function: sulfotransferase activity. The coding region runs from base 370 to 897 and encodes 175 amino acids.